Betta splendens (Siamese fighting fish) is the source of this 9312-nucleotide messenger RNA. RefSeq names its product ATP-binding cassette, sub-family A (ABC1), member 2 (gene abca2). Gene Ontology annotation, molecular function: ATP hydrolysis activity; ATP binding; ABC-type transporter activity. Gene Ontology annotation, biological process: lipid transport; transmembrane transport. NCBI's taxonomy places the organism in Eukaryota, Metazoa, Chordata, Actinopteri, Anabantiformes, Osphronemidae. The record is from RefSeq and is a predicted model, not a curated record. Gene Ontology annotation, cellular component: intracellular membrane-bounded organelle; membrane.
CGUCCCACUCCUGUGUGUUGCCUAACGUCGGGUUGUUGCCGCUGGUUCCUGGUCCAACUCCGAGCAUUGCGAUAUGAAGCUGAGCGGAGCGCCAGAGACGAGCUAGCGCGAGCUGCAUCCACGCACGGACGCCCCACGGAGCCCACCGGCCUUUCACCGUGUCACACCGGAGCCUCCCUCCCUCGGCGCGUCCGUUAGCCGCAGCAGCAGGACGGGAUGCCCGACAGCCGCGGGACAACAGGCAGACCCAGAGCCAGGCCACCGCAGGUGCUAGCGUGGUUCCGUUCCAUCUAGCGCUCACCGACACCGGCACCGGCACCGGCGUGGGGCACCAUGGGCUUCCUGCACCAGCUGCACCUGCUGCUGUGGAAGAACGCCUCGCUGAAGCGGAGGGGGCCGUGGGUUUUGGCCUUCGAGCUCUUCAUCCCUCUGGUCCUCUUCUUCAUCCUCCUGGGCCUGAGACAGAAGAAGCCGGCGAUUCCUGUCAAAGAAGCCUUCUACAGUGCAGCGCCCCUCACCUCCGCUGGCAUCAUUCCCAUCAUGCAGUCGCUCUGCCCAGAUGGACAAAGGGACGAGUUUGGCUUCCUGCAGUACAAGAACUCCACUGUGACCCAGCUGCUGGAGCGAAUCAGUGAAGUGGUUGAACAGAACCGACUCUUCACGUCUGACAGGCCCGCUUUGGGUCAGGAGCUGGAGACCCUUCAGAGGCACCUGGAGAGUCUCACUUCCUCCGCUCUGCCACCAGACUACAACUUCAGCAGCAACCAAGACACAGGCUUCACGCUGGCCAGCGUGCUGAAGAACCAGUCCGUCUUCCAGCAGUUCCUGGACACCAACCUCUCUCUGUCCAACUCAACAAGCAGCCUGCUGCUCCACAGCCCAGUCAGCACCACGGAGGUGCACAGGCUGAUCUUUGGGACAUCUCUCCGACACGGAGAAGACACAAGCUGGAUGCAGAAGGCAAAAGAUGUCAGAUAUAAAAGUGGAGACAAGGUUUCUCACCUGGAGGAGAAGCUGCUGGGAGACGUGCGCAGCCUGGACGGAGGUCUGCUACAAAAAGCCCUACGUGAGCGGAUGAGAGCGUCCCACAGACGGGCUCUGCUCAGGCUCGUGUACCGGGUUUUAGGCCUCAGCGAAGCCCCAGACAACCAGGGGAGUGACCAGCAGGGGCUGAGGGAGAUGGAGGAGCUGCUGGUGACCGGGGCCGUGCUGGAGGCCUUCACCUGUGGGCCGGACCCGCCCUCUGACCUCAGCAGGCUCCUGCUGGUGCCCGCGGCGCAGCUGCAGAGCUACCGCGGCGCCGCGUGCAGCGGAGAGCCCGGUCAGCGGGCGGAGCGCUUCAGGCAGCUGGGCCUGGUGCUGAGAGAGCAGAUCAACACGCAGCGCGUUCUGGAGAAGCUUCACUUGGACCAGCCCGGUUCUGCAGUUCCUCUGUCUCAGUCCCACCUCUGGGCCCUGCUGAAGGACCUGGCUGAUGUGGAGAGGCUGCUGAAGGACGUGGACCUGCUCUCGGGACUGGCCCGCCUGCUGCCCAAAGGAGCCUGUGCUCGUCGAUCUCCAGCCUUUCCUGCGAACACGAGCGCUCCCCUCAACACCACCACCCCGGGCCUCAACACAACGGACACUGAGGAGGAUGGAGAGGAGGGAACCGAGGGGGGGGGUGGAGCAGGAGGAGGGGACGGGAAGGAGGAGGCGGCCAAUCCCCACUCUCAGUUUUCAGCAUUUGUGCAACUGUGGGCUGGGCUGCAGCCCAUUCUGUGUGGGAACAACAGGAUCAUUGAGCCAAAGGCCUUGAAGCAGGGCAACAUGAGUUCUCUGGGCUUCACCAGCAAAGAGCAGAGGAAUCUGGGCCUCCUGGUUCACCUGAUGACUACAAAUCCCAAGAUCCUCUAUUCUCCCAUUGGCUCCCAGGUGGAUAAAGUGAUUCAGAAGGCAAACGAGACGUUCGCCUGUGGGAACGUGACCCACUAUGCGCGCGUGUGGCUCAACAUCUCUGCUCAGCUCAGGACUUUCCUAGAGGAGGGUCGGCUGCACAGCCACCUGCUUUGGCUACAGCAGCUGUCGUCAGAGCUCCAGCAGCACCCUGAACUGCUCAACGGCACUGACAGCGAGCUGAUGCAGAGUCUGAUGGAGGGCAACUACAGUCUGCCCAACACGUCGGCGCUGCUGGAGCAGCUGGACACCAUCGACAACGCGGCCUGUGGCUGGACACGCUUCAUGUCUAAGGUCAGUGUGGAUGUCUUCAAGGGCUUUCCUGAUGAGGACAGCAUUGUGAACUACACCCUGAACCAGGCCUACCAGGACAACGUGUCUGUGUUUGCCAGUGUGAUUUUCCAGACUAAUAAAGAUGGGUCUCUGCCGCCGCAUGUUUUCUACAAGAUAAGACAAAACUCCAGCUUCACAGAGAAGACAAACGAGAUCAGACGGGCCUAUUGGCGCCCCGGACCCAACACUGGGGGGCAAAUUCUAUUUCCUCUCGGCUUUGUGUGGAUCCAAGACAUGAUAGAGAGAGCCAUCAUCAACACGUUUGUGGGCCGUGAUGUGGUGGAGCCUGGUAACUAUGUCCAGAUGUUCCCGUACCCUUGCUACACCAGAGACGAUUUUCUGUUUGUCAUCGAGCACAUGAUGCCUCUCUGCAGCAUCUCCUGGGGUUACUCCGUGGCCAUGAUGAUACAGCACAUCGUGGCUGAGAAGGAGCAUCGACUCAAAGAGGUGAUGAAGAUGAUGGGGCUGAACAAUGCGGUCCACUGGGUGGCCUGGUUCAUCACUGGCUUUGUCCAGUUGUCCAUUUCUGUCACUGCUCUCACAGCAAUUCUGAAGUACGGCCGGGUGUUGCUGCACAGCGACCCGUUCAUAAUCUGGCUCUUCCUCACCAUCUAUGCUGUGGCCACCAUCAUGUUCUGUUUUCUGGUUUCUGUUAUCUACUCUAAAGCCAAGUUGGCUUCAGCUUGUGGAGGAAUCAUCUACUUCCUCAGCUACGUGCCCUACAUGUACGUGGCCAUCAGGGAGGAGGUGGCCCACGAUAAGAUUACGGCCUUCGAGAAGUGCAUCGCUUCUCUGAUGUCCACUACAGCCUUUGGUCUGGGAUCCAAGUACUUUGCUCUGUAUGAGGUAGCAGGUGUUGGCAUCCAGUGGCGAACCAUCAGCCAGUCGCCAGUAGAGGGCGAUGAUUUCAACCUGGGGCUCUCAAUGAUGAUGCUCAUCAUCGAUGCUGCUGUGUAUGGUGUGCUCACCUGGUACAUUGAAGCUGUGCAUCCAGGGAUGUAUGGGCUGCCUCGCCCAUGGUACUUCCCCCUGCAGAGAUCCUAUUGGUCAGGCAGCGGGCGGGUCGAGACCUGGGAUUGGCCGUGGUGCGGGGGCGGCGCUGCCAGGCUCAGUGUGAUGGAGGAGGAUCAGGCUUGUGCAAUGGACCAGCGGAGAUCUGAAGAGAUGCGAGGCAUAGAGGAGGAGCCGAGUCACCUGCCGCUGGUGGUGUGUAUAGACAAACUGACUAAAGUAUACAAGACCGGCAGCAAAGUGGCCCUGAACAAGCUGAGCCUCAACCUCCAUGAAAACCAGGUGGUUUCCUUCCUGGGACACAACGGUGCUGGGAAAACCACAACUAUGUCCAUUCUGACGGGCCUUUUCCCGCCCACGUCUGGCUCCGCCACCAUAUAUGGUCACGACAUCCGCACAGAGAUGGAGCGCAUCCGCCAGAACCUGGGCAUGUGUCCUCAGCACAACGUGCUGUUUGACAAGCUGAGUGUGGAGGAGCACCUGUGGUUCUACUCCAGACUCAAAGGCAUGGCUGAGGAGGACAUACGCAAAGAGAUGGACAAGAUGAUCGUUGACCUGGAGUUGUCCAACAAGCGGCACAGCCUGGUUCAGACCCUGUCUGGAGGAAUGAAGAGGAAGCUGUCAGUGGCCAUCGCGUUUGUGGGAGGGUCCCGGGCGGUCAUCCUGGACGAGCCCACGGCGGGGGUGGACCCCUACGCACGCAGGGCCAUCUGGGACCUCAUCCUCAAGUACAAGCAGGGCCGGACCAUCCUGCUGUCCACCCACCACAUGGACGAGGCCGACCUCCUGGGCGACCGCAUCGCCAUCAUCUCACACGGAAAACUCAAGUGCUGUGGUUCACCGCUCUUCUUGAAGAGCACCUAUGGAGACGGAUACAAGCUAACACUAGUCAAAAGACAGAGUGAGGGCAGAGGUCAGAGCAGCCAGCUGCACACUCCUUCCUCUCCGUCCUCCUCCCAGUCGCCUUGCUCAGAGGCUCACGUCACCCAGUUCAUUUGUCGCUUUGUGCCGUCCUGCCUGUUGGUUUGUGACUCCAACACGGAGCUGUCCUACGUGCUGCCCUCUGAGGCUGUGAAGAAGGGCUGCUUCGAGAGGCUCUUCCAGGCUUUAGAGCAGAGCUUGGACGACCUGGCCCUCACCAGUUUUGGAGUGAUGGACACCACCCUGGAGGAAGUAUUUCUCAAAGUGUCGGAGGAGGAUCAGAGUCUGGAGAACAGCGAUGCUGACAUGAAGGGCUCUCCAGGAGGCAGCUCGGUGGGGAAGUCCUCCGUGGCAGGAACCCCGGGUGAGACGGGAACAGUGGAAGGAGAGAAUAAUCUGGUGACGUGCUCCAGCAUGAGUCAGAGCCGGUCGUCCCUGAAGUCCAGCUCGUCCAGCGGCUCAGUGAGGGGGGAUGAGGGGGGGCUCUACGCAGACUUCUAUGGAGACUACGCCCCCCUGUUUGACAACGGCCAAGAGUCUGACUCCGGCAGCCUGAGGGGAGACGCAGAGGACUCGUCCCCGGAGCCGCAGGCCUUGGAGGGCCAGGGCAGCUUCAAGCUGGAGGGCUGGUGGUUAAAGCUCAGCCAGUUCCACGGCCUGAUCACCAAGAGGUUCCACUGUGCCAAGAGGAACACGAAGGGCCUGUUCUCCCAGAUCCUGCUGCCUGCCUUCUUUGUCUGUGUGGCCAUGACCGUGGCUCUGUCUGUGCCUGAGAUCGGUGAUCUGCCUCCACUGAUACUGUCCCCAUCUCAGUACCACAACUAUACCCAGCCCAGAGGCAACUUCAUUCCGUAUGCUAAUGAAGACAGACCCCAGUACAGGAGCAAGCUGCUGUCAGAUGCUGGGCCACAGAAGAUCGUCACCACCCUCCGCCUGCCCUCGGGGGUGGGAGCUACCUGCGUCCUUAAAACCCCCUUCAACAGCACCCUGGACCAGCUGGCCCAGACCCUCAACCCCAGCGCCAACAACUCCAAGACUCUGGCUGCGCGCUACUUCGACUCCAUGUGUCUGGACUCCUUCACGCAGGGCGUCCCCCUCUCCAACUUCGUGCCCCCCCCUCCUUCACCGGCCCCUUCAGAUGAGCCAGACCCUCGCUUUGAGGACAGACUGUGGAAUUUCACCGUCGCCCCUCCGACCACAGUCCACAAACCUGCCACGUCUCCUCCUCCGCUGCCCCUGUCCGUCCAUGAGCCCGUGCGCUGCACCUGCUCCAUGCAAGGCACCGGCUUCUCCUGCCCCAGUGGAGUGGGAGGACACCCGCCGCUCACGAAGGUGGUGACGGGAGACAUCCUGGUGGACGUCACAGGACGCAAUGUGUCUGAGUACCUGCUCUUCACGUCCGACAGACUGCGCCUGCACAGAUAUGGAGGUCUAACAGUGGGCAACAUACAGAAAUCAAUCCCAGCAUCCUUUGGGAGAAGAACGCCUCCGAUGGUUCGUAAGAUUGCGGUCCGCAGGUCAGCUCAGGUUCUAUACAACAACAAAGGCUACCACAGCAUGCCGACGUAUCUGAAUGUGCUCAACAACGCCAUCCUGCGUGCCAACCUGCCCGCGUCCAAGGGAAACCCCGCCGCCUACGGCAUCACACUGACAAACCACCCCAUGAAUCGCACCAGCGCCAGCCUCUCCCUGGACUACCUGCUUCAGGGGACAGACGUGGUGAUCGCCAUCUUCAUUAUUGUGGCCAUGUCCUUUGUGCCCGCAAGUUUUGUAGUUUUCCUGGUUGCAGAGAAGUCCACCAAGGCGAAACAUCUGCAGUUCGUCAGUGGCUGCGACCCCGUCAUCUACUGGCUGGCUAAUUACAUCUGGGACAUGCUGAACUACCUGGUUCCUGCCACGUGCUGCGUUAUUAUUCUCUUUGUGUUCGACCUGCCAGCCUACACCUCCCCCACAAACUUCCCCGCUGUCCUCUCUCUCUUUCUUCUGUAUGGGUGGUCCAUCACUCCCAUAAUGUACCCAGCAUCCUUCUGGUUCGAGGUUCCCAGUACAGCCUACGUUUUCCUUAUCGUAAUCAACCUCUUCAUCGGCAUCACUGCAACUGUUGCCACCUUCCUUCUUCAGCUCUUUGAGCAUGACAAGGAUCUGAAAAAGGUGAACAGUUAUCUGAAAUCCUGUUUCCUCAUCUUCCCCAACUACAACCUGGGCCAUGGCCUGAUGGAGAUGGCCUACAACGAGUACAUCAACGAGUACUAUGCUAAGAUAGGUCAGUUUGAUAAGAUGAAGUCUCCAUUUGAGUGGGACAUCGUGACUCGAGGACUCGUUGCCAUGACAGUCGAAGGCUUUGUUGGCUUCCUCAUCACCAUCCUCUGCCAAUACAACUUCCUGAGGAAACCUUCGAGGGUGCCAGUCAGCUGCCAGCCUAUCGACGAUGAUGAUGUGGACGUGGCCUGUGAGAGACGUCGGGUUCUGCGAGGAGAUGCUGACAACGACAUGCUGAAGAUUGAGAACCUCACCAAGGUGUAUAAGUCCAGGAAGAUGGGUCGGAUCCUGGCGGUAGACCGGCUGUGCCUGGGCGUCCGACCCGGGGAGUGUUUUGGGCUGCUGGGGGUGCGGAACGGAGCUGGGAAAACCACCACCUUCAAGAUGUUGACGGGAGACGAGUCCACCACUGGAGGAGAAGCCUUCAUCAAUGGAAACAGGUAAUUGUCUCACCUGUUACGUGUUCAGCAGAGUAUCGGAUACUGCCCUCAGUUUGACGCCCUGUUUGACGACCUGACGGCCAGAGAACAUCUUGAGCUUUACACCCGCCUUCGUGGUGUUCCCUGGAAGGACCGUGACAGAGUGGUGCAGUGGGCGUUAGAGAAGCUGGAGUUGUCCAAGUAUGCAGACAGGCCUGCUGGCACCUACAGUGGCGGCAACAAACGCAAGCUGUCAACUGCCAUCGCUCUGAUCGGAUACCCAUCACUCAUCUUUUUAGAUGAGCCCACCACUGGCAUGGACCCAAAGGCCCGCAGAUUCCUCUGGAACCUAAUCCUGGACAUAAUCAAGACAGGGCGCUCUGUGGUGCUGACGUCCCACAGCAUGGAGGAGUGUGAGGCUCUGUGCACCAGGCUGGGUAUCAUGGUGAAUGGCAGGUUUAAAUGUCUGGGCAGCAUACAGCACCUCAAGAACAGGUUUGGAGAUGGCUACAUGAUCACAGUGCGGACGAAGAGCAGUUCCAACGUGAAGGAGGUGGUUCGAUUCUUCAACAGGAACUUCCCAGAGGCUGUGCUGAAGGAGCGUCACCACACCAAGGUGCAGUACCAGCUGAUCGAGCGCAUCUCUCUGGCUCAGGUCUUCAGUAAGAUGGAGCAGGUGGUGGAGGUGCUGGGCCUGGAGGACUACUCUGUCAGUCAGACCACUCUGGACAAUGUGUUUGUCAACUUUGCCAAGAAGCAGAGCGACAACCUGGAGCAACAGGAGGCGUCGCCCUCAGGUGAGGGACAGUCCCCCCUGCAGCACAUCCUCAGCCUGCUCAAGUCUCGCUCGGCCAGCACGGAGCUCAGCGCUCUGAUCAGUGAGGCGGCGGAGGAGCUGGAGAGCGACGAUGACGAAGGCCUGAUCAGCUUUGAGGAGGAAAGGGUGCAGCUCUCCUUCAGCACAGACACUCUUGUUGAAGCUUGCCUAUUAAGAGCGGGGACCCCACCUCCUGGUCCAGGAGCCGCAGGAGGACGGCGCUGCCGACUUAACCUUGACGUGGACCAAACUCUCCCCCCAUAGAAUGAAGGAGCAGCAGUUUCAGUGUUUCAGCCUCAAACCGUGUCCGUGUGACCUGCAGAUGUGUACAGCAACGGGAGAAGCCGCCUUGAGGAUUAAGACUUUGUCCUGGAACAGGUCCGUUUGAGUGAUGAAGAAUGUAUCCUGAUUGCAGCCGGUUGCAUCCUUAACACCAGGUGUUGACGCCUCCUGCAAAGGUCCAGAUAAGACCUGAAUAUGAAAGCAGACCCACCCUGAGAGCAUCUGUGAUGACGUUGACGCCCGGCGGUUUGUAAUGUAAUACAGUCUAUUUUGUGGUGACAGGAAUGAUUUAUUUUGGAUACUGAAGCAGCUCUAGACUGAUGGAUGAUAUACUUUGCACUAACGAGGUUCUCCUGAAUGGUGUGGUCGCGCCUUUUCUUUGAACUUGAUGUCAGAUACAGAAGGAAUGUACGUCCAUGGCAUGAUUAACGCCCGAAUGGUGCCUCCCUCUUAUCAACUUGUUUGGUCUCUUUCUACUGAAUGCUCUGUUUGCGCUUUUAACAUAUCAUCAUUGUGGACUGCCAAGAACAUCCUCUGUAAACCGGACACAGUGUAUAAUACUAACAACAGUCCAGAACAGGUCUGAGGGACAAUGAUGCACUACAUCACUGUGAUACUAAAGGAACCUUCAGAUCAGAGUCAUUUGUUUUAACCUGGGUUGAGGAUGCCUUUAUGAUUUGCAGGGUUUUCUAUGGACGCGUGUGCAGUGUAUCCACGUUCACUAGGACGUUCUCUUCUCUGGUCAUAAGACGUGAGGGCAUGUGAUCUUAAUUAGGUUGGUGAUAAUUGAGUGUAACAUGUUCUGUCACUUGGCAACAAACAGUUUGCGAACCUUUUUGGAGUUUCAUAGUUUUCUGAAUCAAAAUGGCAAAUAUAACGAACCUAAAGUAACACAAGAGAAUUCUGUCAUCCUCAGGCAGAACAGCCUUGAGUCAGUGAGCUCAUCUGGGGUCAGAGGUUGUCACACAUGGAGAGAAUGGACUUGAUAGGAACCACACAAGGAGAAUAUGUUUGACGUUUGAGUGUAGCUGUGGCUGCUGUAGUGGACGCCAUGACAGCCAUCAGUGAGGUCAAGAAACAAGCCAGUAAUGGGAGGAGUAUGACAUCUGUUUAUGAGUCCACAUACGUCCAACAAGCAGUGUCUGAGAGGACACGGCUGGAAACGGUGCUCUGACGCCUCAGCGCUGCUCAACGCAGAACGCCAUGGAACCACAAAAGGUCUAGAUGUGUUUUAUGCCUCUGUGUAGUUACUGUUUCACUUCCUGCAGUCAUUCUUCUGGUGAUUAUUUUGUGACUUGUUUCAUAACUGAAGGGUUAUCAUUAAACAAGAAAAACUGA